Messenger RNA from Bemisia tabaci, 2146 nucleotides. RefSeq lists its product as uncharacterized. NCBI's taxonomy places the organism in Eukaryota, Metazoa, Arthropoda, Insecta, Hemiptera, Aleyrodidae. The record is from RefSeq and is a predicted model, not a curated record.
AUGAUGCACAAACCCAUUGAAGUAAAUGCUUCGCUAACUCUAACUGAAAAAUGGCAUACAAUUUUAGGGCAUAUAAACUUUAAUGAUUUAAACACCAUAGUCAAUUACAAAUUAGCAAAUGGAAUUCCUGAUAGAUUAGAACCUUAUAGCCUAGAAUGUGAAACUUGUCUUGAAAGUAAAUUCACCAGACCAAAAUUUAACAAUAAUCGAACAAGGGCAAAUCAAGUUCUCCAAAUAGUACACAGUGAUAUCAAUGGACCUAUCAAUCCACCUGGUUAUCGUAAUGAAAGAUUCAUUCAGAGUAUAAUUUUACGUCAAUUAAACUUGCUCAAUACUCUGAUCGCUGAGCUAAGAGAUGAACUGAAUGUGCUCAUUGAAUCGAUUCUUUUCAUCAAACAAAAAAUCAUUCACCCUAAUGUCAUCACGCCAGAAGGUCUCAAAACUGAGUUAGAAAAAAUCAAACUGAGACCAAACCUAUUUUUGCCAUUUUCACCUCAUGAUUUUAAUAACAUUUAUACGUAUUUUACACUUUGCAACCUCUCUGCCUUCUUCGAAAAAGGUCUUUUAAUUUUUGCGAUAAAAAUUCCAUUAGUAAGUGAAACCUCCUACAAUUUGUAUCAUCUUCUACCGUUGCCCGCCCUGACCUCCAAUCCUAAUGUGUUCUCCAUAAUCGAUCCCCAAUAUCCAUACCUCUUAAUUAGCACAACAAGAACGAAAUAUGCUCAACUCAGGAACAAAGAGAAAUGCACCGUUACCGGUCGAGCAGAAUACAUUUGCUCCGAUCUGGUGACUUACUCAUCGACGCAAGUUCCCGUAUGCGAGACUCAACUUUUUGCAAGCCCAAUCUCCAUGCCGGCAGAUUGCCUAACUCGGACGUUGAAGGCUAACUUGGAAAUCUGGCACCCGCUGCAACCCAACGUCUGGCUCUUCACCGUCACGAACCCCACUCCAGCCUCCAUUUCUUGUGAUGAAGCCCCGGGCCAAAUCCAAGAUGUACAAAUCAUCGGUUCCGGCACGCUCAGUUUGAGACCUCGAUGUCAACUCUACACCUUCUCCACCGCAUUGACAUCAUCAUCAAACACGUCGGCAAACUUCACCAAUUUUGUACCCCGCUUCAACAUAUCCCUAGACAACUGCUGUUUCGAUCAAUCCGAAUUUCUUAACAAAAACCCAACCUUCAUGAAACCCAUUAGCAUCACUGGCCUUAACUUAGACGACUUAAAACAUACUAAGCAUAAACUCGAUCAAUUUCAAGAGACCCUACAGUCAAGCAUAAAUAAACCCCACAUUGUACCCCAUUCACCAUUUUAUCAGUCGUACAUUGCAUUCACCGUUUUUUUACUUAUAUUAUUCUUUAUGUACAUUUUUUGUUGCAAAUGUUGCAAUUGCCAUUGUCUACCGUUUAUCGGUAAAUUUUGGCCGAGGUCCAAUGCUAAUGCUCCGAUCGACCUAUCAAAAAUUUGUAUUACUAACAUCAACUUAACGAGGAACUGGAACACCAGAGCCCAUUUUGACGACUCAGGUGAUGAGACAGAGCAAAUUUAACUCCACACCAGCCACCCGGCUUCAAUAACAUCCACAAGACCACGUACUCGCUCCCAAGGUCUAGUAACAUAAUUCGGAUCAAAUAGCAAAUCUUUUUUCAGUAUUCAUAAUUUCCCAUUUAUGCACAAUUUUUUUCGUCAUCAUAACUUACGCCUCAAAGUUCACAUUGUUCAUGUCACGAAUACUUCACAUUUGUCUAUUCACGCCGAAAAAUGUCAUUUUCGCUUUCAAUUUUUUUUACUUGCCUCAAUUUUUCAAACCGCCCUUUCAUUUUUUUAUUUGCAUAAAUUUUCGAAACCCCGUUGUUUCAAACAAUGUAAAGGUAUGAUUUGUGAUUUGCUGUGUAUCAGCUAUGAUUUCCAAGUAAAUUUGAAUGAAUGUAAAGGGCAGAUCUCCUAGCUUUUAAAUAUUUUUAUUCUGCCAUGUUGACCAUGUUGUUAUUUUUAUUCUGUCAUGACUCUGUUGCCAUGAUGUACUUAGUCUGAUUCCUGGCUGAGUUCUUGAUUCAUCUCAGUUCAUCAUCCUCAUUUUCGAUCUGUGAUAAGUAAUGUGAUAUGUGUGUACGUGACGUUUUGAAUAUACAGAUUUAUUUUUCAAAGUU